CAAACGUCUUUGGCAAAUCGCAUGUUUUUCCAAGUUUUUUUAAAAAAUGAUUGAAAUCAAAUAAAUUUGUUUGAAAAUGCCUUCUGAUACUCGACGUAUUUGUGGUCCGGCAGACGAGACUCGAGCCCCACUGGACGAGAAGAGAAUAAAGCAAGACAGAGCAAAACACGUGAGUUCAGGUUAUCCACAAUGUCAAUGGUCAAAUUAUUGGUCAAAUGGUGCUGGUGCAAGCAUGAAGCAUACAAUACCUUUUUACAUUAAUACAGGUUGUAGUAGAUGGUGAAAGACAGGAUGGCAGAACAUGUGAUGAAAUAAGAAAAUUUUGUAAGUUGUGCUUCAUUUUUAACUCACAGGCGUCGGUUGUGGGUGUUAGGGUGAAUGUUAGGGUGCCAGACUGGAAAGUUUGGAAAUUGCGCGCCGGAGAUUUCGAAAAUUUAAUAGUAAAUAUAUAGAAAGCAUCAAAAUUGCGCGCUGGAGAUAUCCGCCGCGCGAUACAAACUUUCCACACUGGUUAGGGUGUUAAUGUGUUAUUAAGAGAUUAUGCUACUGGAAGCCAAGUUUAUUGACAUCAACUGCAGAAAACACUUGUGAGGUAGUCAAACUCCAUGACUCACAAAUCUCAAGAACCGCCAAAAAAAGACUUAAGAACCCCUUCCUUCCCACAAGCACCACUAAUGAUUUUUGAUAUAUUGGUUACAGAUUUCCCAUAUGGUAUGUUGGUAAAACCAUGAUGUUUGAUAUUCACCAUUAUUUUUUAUUUCAACUCGCUUUUCACUAUUAAAAUGUUCCGAACUUCGUUCCUAACUUUGCAUAUUUGUUGCAAAGUUCAAAAGUUCAUAAUGAAAUUCACAAGCAUGUUUGUAAACAAAGCCUUUAAUUGGCUACUAAGUCAAACCAACCAAUCAAAUGCUCAGUUUACAAACCGAUUUGUAAAUUUUGUUAUGAGCUUUUGAACUUUGCAACAGAUUUGAGAAGUUUGGAACAUUUUAGUGAAAAGUAAGUUGAAAUCGGCAAUAACAGUAUCUUUCGAUCCUGUGAACAGGGAAAAAAAUUAAAAUAAAAGUUAAAUAAAUAAAAAGUUGGUACUAAAUUUUCAUCUUUUCUUUGUAAAUUUUUGCCUUGUAGUUGUUCGAGCCAAUGCAGUUACUCAAGCAAAAGGCUCUGCAUAUAUUGAAACUGGAAAAACAAAAAUAAUAUGUUCAAUGUAAGUUCACUUGGAAAUUGGUGUGGUUAUAGUAUGUUAAUAUUUAAUAUGUUUUACAUUACUCUGCUGUUUGUGUUUUUAGUUAUGGACCACGAGAAUCUUUGAGAAAGCAAGAAUUUAGAAUGAAGGUAAAUCCAGGGAAAUCUCUCUAAUAAGAGAUACAGCAAAGUGCCUUUAUUAGAGAGGUGUCUAUAUGAGAGAAGUAUCUAUAUUGGAGAGGUGUUCGUUAUUUAAGAGAUGUGUGUAAAGGCAGAGGUAUCCUUAUCAGGAAAGUGUAUGUAUUGAAGAGGUUUCCAUAUUAGAGAGGUGUCCACCUUACCAAUUUAGGUGUUUAUGUUAAAGAGGUGUCCAUAUUUGAGAGGUGCCUUUAUUAUGGAGGUAUUAUCAGUAUUGGAGAGGUGUCUGUAUUGUCAGUAAUUGAAGUAUUAGAUUAGAGAGAUGUCUAUAUUAGAAGAUUUAUAUCCAUAUUAGCAAGGUUUCCAUGUUAGAGAGGUGUCUAUAUUAGAGAGAUGUCGAUAUUAGAAGAUUUAUAUCCAUAAUAGGUGGUGUCCAUGUUAGAGAGGUGUUCAUACUAGAGAGGUGUUCAUAUUAGAGAGGUGUUCAUAUUAGAGAGGUGUUCAUAUUAGAGAGGUGUUCAUAUUAGAGAGGUGUUCAUAUUAGAGAGGUGUUCAUAUUAGAGAGGUGUUCAUAUUAGAGAGGUAUCUGUAUUAGAGAGAUGUCCAUAUUAGAGAGGUGUCUGUAUUAGAGAGGUGUCCAUAUUAGAGAGAUGUCUGUAUUAGAGAGGUGUCCAUAUUAGAGAGGUGUCCAUAUUAGAGAGGUGUCAUAUUAGGGAGGUGUCCAUAUUAGAGAGGUGUUCAUAUUAGGGAGGUGUCCAUAUUAGAGAGGUGUCCAUAUUAGAGAGGUGUCCGUAUUAGAGAGGUGUCCGUAUUAGAGAGGUGUUCAUAUUAGAGUGGUGUCCAUAUUAGGGAGGCGUCCAUAUUAGGGAGGUAUCCAUAUUAGAGAGGUAUCCAUAUUAGAGAGGUGUCCAUAUUUGAGAGGUGUCUGUAUUUAGAGAGAUGUUUGUAUCAGAGAGGUAACCAUAUUAGAGAGAUUUGUCUGUAUUAGAGAGAUAGGCUAAGUAGCCAUACUAGAGUUGUCUGCAUUAAAGAGAUGCUCAUAAUGAGAGGUUUGACUGUUGUCCUAUUUAACGGCAUGUAGUAAAACACUGACUACCGGAACACCGGAACACCCCCGGAACACCACCUAACCCUAACCCCAACCCCAACCCUAACCCCCAACCCUAACCCUAACCCCAAACCCUAACCCCAAACAAAAUGGUGGUGUUUCGGUGUUCCGGUGGUGUUCCGGUGUUCCGGUAGUCAGUGUUUUACUACAUGCCCUAUUUAACUGGGUUAAAUCUAUCAAAUAAGAUACAGAGGUGGUUAUUUCAGUUUUUCUAUGUAGGGAAAAUUAACCUGUGAAAUAAAAUAUGCACCAUUCUCAUGCAAGAAGAGAAGAUCACCUGUUAGGGUAACUAUUUAAUUUAGUUUUUUGAAUUUGAAUUUUACAAGCUUUGUCACAAUGUUAAGAUUAUGUAACAAAUCGAAAUAGGUUACAAAGGAAAAGAAAUGUCUUACCAUCAGAAACUGCAGACGCUCCACUUAUUGCCUUUAUGCUAUGACAGGGAAAUCAAAGACCUCACCUUUUUCUACAAGGCCUUAUAUAGAUACAUUGGCAUGAACGUCAGUGAAUAUAUUUCACUUUUUGGCCAAUGGCAGCACCAGACACAGCCAGAUUUCUUUAAUUAUGAAAGCUCCACAUUGUAAGACAAACACUUUUCUGGCAUGUUUUAUAACCGGGUUGUCAAACUCUGGAACACUUUUCAUGUUACUUUUAACAUUCUAUUUUAACUGGAAGGUGUCUUGCAUGGGUACUUCAGUCCAGUUUUCGCCUUAUUUGAUUGGCUUUUUUCAAAUGUAUUUGUACAUGUUUAUAAAUAUCGUCUACGAUCUUAUGCAGAAUUACAGUUUGUGGCAAGUUUUUUAAAAAUAUUUUUUGUUAGGAUGCAGAAGAGAAAGAUUUAUCAAAUAUAAUUAAACAAGCACUUGAACCUGCGAUCAUUAUGGUAAGACCUGCAAAUUAUCUCAAGUAGUUUUGACUGAUGCAUUCGUAUUGCUCGCACCUGUCUGUUGUAUGUUACGGUAGGGGUCCAGGGACAUGUUUCCCUGGGAGAAUUUUGAAUUUUCUAUUUCACGUCUUUUAGGACGAGGUUUGAAGAAAAAGAACAAUCACAAAACGGCGUUUUUAAGUCGCCUAUGCUGUUAGAUCGAAAAAAUAUUGAUGUAAAACGUUGUACUGUACACGCAAAUAGAACAGCAAAAUAGCACAAUGUCUUUGUUUUUGAAGACGUCCGUCAUGACUGCUGCUAUGCGCGCAAAUUCAAGUUCAAAUGUGCUUUCAACAACCAUAGGCAUUUUUACUGCAGUUAGGAUUCUAGAUAGGGAAGACAACAACUUUUAUUGGUAAACAGAAGAGAUGGGAAUCAUUAUUUACACAUCUUACCGGGCCCUCCCCCAAUUUCUACCCGGAUUUCAGCUUUUCAGAUUUCAGCAGUCAUUCUACCCACUGGGGGGGGGGGGGCACUGACAACAACUUUAUUUGUAUCCAAACAUACAAAUUAAGUAUAUUUACAAAUUGUUUGAAGUAAAAUAAUUAGGAUACUAAUUGUUUACUUCCUGAAAUAACCAUAGUGGGCUAAAAAUGCCAGGAAGUCGGGUAUUUAUAAGUAUAUUUAAAUUUAGAUUGGAAUGAUUGGAAAAGAGGGAGAUCUGCAAGAUUUUUGUCAAACAGAUACAAACACACAUUCUACGUAGGAUCAUCCAAGCGGCUAGAAAGCCAUGAAUACAUUAACUCAUUAAGCCAAAACUGUAGAGAUGGACAUUUUAAGGUUCUCAAUUAAAAGUAAUAUUCCAUACUGUGAUUUGUAUUGAAUUCUUUUAGGAAAAAUUUCCAAAGGCACAAAUUGACAUGUACAUCAUGGUUUUGGAGAACGAUGGAAAUGGUAAUGUUAGCAAUACCCAUUAAUGGCCAGUCCAUAUAAGCUCAGCUAACCUGGAAACUCGCCUGAGUAUGAUCUGUGUGCCCUUUGUUGACCCUGAAAUUCAAUAGCCAAUCCCAGCUAUCGACUAAUUUUUUAUCUAGACAAGAAAGACGAAAUAUAUCAUUAUAGCUCAAGAGAGCAUCCUAAAAUUAAUAAAAUUGCAAAGUUUGGUUGCGAAAUGUUGUAAAAUACGGAAAAUAUAGCCCUGUGAAAUUAGCAAAUUUUGAGUAUUUUAGUAUUACGCGCGGUAAAAAUAACCACUUUCGGCUCAAAAAUGGUUAUUUUUACCACGCGUGAUACUAAAAUACUCAAGAACUUAAAAUCUUAUUUAUUUGUUAACCCAUUGAGCCGCAAUGCGCCCCAGUGCGCCCUACUUAUUUUUUACCUGUCUAUAACGCCAGACGAUUUUACUCGUCAAUGGGGAAGUUCUGCAGUUUAAUGGGUUAACCAAAAAAUCUGACAAUGUCUCUAGUUAACCCAUUGAGCCGCAUGCGCUCUGUUUAUUUUUUUACUUGUGUAACGCCAGACGAUUUUAAUUAACCACAGUGUUUUUUUUAGACUGUGAAGUCGUAAUAGUUUGUUUAAUUACAACACGAGGCCUUGCAAAAAUAUUUCAAAGACGCCAUGUUUACAUAUUUUCGUCCCACCGAGACGAAAUAUUAGGUAGAAUAAAAACAGUGAUAUUAACGCAGAAAUAAUUCAUUCCGCUCAGUGAGCUUCGUACGAACAGGCCCUAACAGCUACCACUUCCCUUUGGCAAUAAAACAUCAAAUUUAAGUUAUAUAAGUGCCUUGCAGCUAUACUAUGAUUGGAUUAAAAAAAUACAUGGUUUAUUAUUUGUUACGGUUACUAUAGACUGCUAAUCUGUAGCCAAAAUAUUGUAUGGUGAAGUUGAUAACUCAACUUAAGGUGGUUCAUCAGUAAUUGUUCUGGAAUUAAAAAUUUGUUGAAACCUCCCAGGGGUAAAGUUUAUGAUAUGCUCAAAGUAAAAACAGAAAACAAUCGCAAUUGCUUAACCGUUAUUGAAUUUUUUUAACAUGGAUCCUACUACAAAUAGCUAUCCAUAUAGUGAUUAUAUACAAGAAAACAUGGUAUUUUAGCGAAUCAAAAGCCAUUGACGUGCAUUGUCGUGGUACAAAGAUGUCUUUCCCCAUCUUCUCAGACAUGUUAUUUUGGAAAGCAUGCGCGAAAAAUGUAACAUAUUACAAGUUGUAGAAAUGAUUUUUCUCUUAUUUUGUGAUAUGACAUGUAAAACGUAUAGCAGAACAAAAAUAUAAAACGUAGGGUCACAGACCUUGUUAAAGAGAUACAAUUAGGGUUAAACCGUUGGGUUAAACCAUAGAUAUAGGAGGGUUAAACAUGCAACAUGAUGCGGUUUUGUGUUAGUUCCACAGCAGCCCUAGCCAGAGUUCUGUCAUUUUUGAAGGUAUAUUUCCUGAAGCACGCCUACACAUUAUGAGCCUGCUGUUGAACAUGUUUAACAGGAUUGAACAAUGUUGUGUAGCACACAUUGUUCACACUUGUCAACAAUAUUGAACAAUAUUGCGGUUGCCAUAGAGUAUUUUGAUAAAACACAAAACAAUAGACACUCAAAGAAGAAGACGAUUCUUCUGAAGAUGACUUAAAUUAAAGUCGAAACGUAAAGAAUUAAAAAUGUUUACAAUUUUCGGAGUGUCUAUUGUUUUGUGUUUUAUUUGAACAAUAUUGUUGAGCCUGAAUCGGGUGUAACAAUAUUGUUCAAUAUUGUUGACAACUGUGAACAAUGUGGGCCGCACAACAUUGUUCAAUCCUGUUUUCAUCAAUACUGCAACGUUUUUAGCUGUGUAGUCAAUGCAAAGUGUUUUCUCUUUGCCCUUACUCUUCUUCAUCACAUUACACUGCAGUUCUACUUACUGUAUCUUAACUAUAGAAUAUGUUAUUACAUAUGCGCAGUACAAGUGCGCAAUGCAAAACUGAUGAAUCACCUUAAAUUCACUUUAGUUCUUGCUGGCGCCAUCAACUGUGCCACGGUCGCUUUGGUCGAUGGUGGAAUUGAAAUGUAUGAUCUUGUUGUUGCAUCUUCUUUGGUGAGUACUUCCACAGGGUGCGAUAAUUAACACUUAUUCUGCGAACUCGAGUCGUAUAUGAGCGGAUAGAUUGUUUGAUACAUUAUUUUCUCGUGUUUGGAUAUCCCGGUGAAACACUCGCUCUCGUUGUUCAUAUAUUAAGCCUGUUUUCCACUAGGCGGAAUUUGUCUUUGUCUUUUCUAAUUAGUUCCACAAAAAAAAAUUCCGCUCCGCGCGCAAAAUUCCGCCUAGUGGAAAACCGGCUUUACAUACAAUUCUAUCCAUACAUACGUGAACAUUUUAAGAACAAAUGUUUCUACUGACUGCUUUGGUAUAACUGUAUGGAGAUUAUGUAUGGAUAGGUUUGUUACUGAUUCUUCCAUAGUCACUCGCUAUACGCAUUAAUACGAGAGAUUACGCCUGUUCUAACCCAUUCCAAUCAUCCAACGCAAGCGACUGGGAACGCGUCAGGGUUUGUUAUGUACUGAUAUUUUUUUAAUAAUCGGGCGCCCUGUGGCUGGUGGACUAGUUCUUAUAUUCUUGUGAUUAUUGUUGAUUAUUGGUAUUUCUAGGUGCAGUCAAUCAAUAAUACUCUUUUGGAUCCGCUUUGUACAGAGGUAA
Messenger RNA from Paramuricea clavata, 6949 nucleotides. The record is from the annotation of a GenBank genome assembly. NCBI's taxonomy places the organism in Eukaryota, Metazoa, Cnidaria, Anthozoa, Malacalcyonacea, Plexauridae.